UCGGGUUGUUUGUUUUUUCGGAGGGGAGAUCAGGGACGACGCUUUGCUGCUCCUCUUCCUCUUUUGGAGGGAUUUUUGGAAGGGCCCAUUUCUGUCUCCCCCCUUUUGCUCCUCUUGGCUCAGCCCUUUCCUGAGAUAAAGACAAGGGGCCUUUUUGCAUUCUGCCACUUUACCCUUUGGCUUCGGCCUUCACCUCUUCGAGCGGCUUCUCCCCUUCAAGGAACUCUCAUAGCAGUCGCCAAGUGACCUGAGUGAGUAUUUGAAACAAGAUCUCUACCCAGUUCAGGUCAGGAAGAAUGAGCCUGCGGAAACAAACUCCAAGUGAUUUCUUGAAACAAAUAAUUGGAAGACCAGUUGUUGUAAAGCUAAAUUCUGGAGUUGAUUAUCGAGGAGUGCUAGCUUGCUUGGAUGGAUACAUGAAUAUAGCUCUGGAACAGACAGAGGAAUAUGUAAAUGGACAACUGAAGAAUAAAUAUGGAGAUGCUUUCAUCAGAGGAAAUAAUGUGUUGUAUAUAAGUACACAGAAGAGGAGAAUGUGAGCCUACAAGAAGAUGAAAUAUUUCGUUUUGCAACUUUAGUUUCUUAAAAGUUUUGUUUAUUACCUGUAAUCCUUCAGUGUACAAGAUUAUUACAUUGUGCCAUAAAGUUACAUGGUCUGUAUAAAAAGUUGAUAUUUUUAUAUGUAAAAACAAAUUGGAACUUUUUCUUAGUUUGGAACAAUUUUUUCUGUUGCGAUUUGAAAUGAAAUAAAAAUGGAAAAUAAUCUGA
Anolis carolinensis (green anole) is the source of this 768-nucleotide messenger RNA. RefSeq names its product LSM6 homolog, U6 small nuclear RNA and mRNA degradation associated (gene lsm6). NCBI's taxonomy places the organism in Eukaryota, Metazoa, Chordata, Lepidosauria, Squamata, Anolidae. Bases 297 to 539 code for a protein of 80 amino acids. Gene Ontology annotation, cellular component: sno(s)RNA-containing ribonucleoprotein complex; nucleolus; U4/U6 x U5 tri-snRNP complex. Gene Ontology annotation, biological process: maturation of SSU-rRNA; mRNA splicing, via spliceosome. Gene Ontology annotation, molecular function: RNA binding. The record is from RefSeq and is a predicted model, not a curated record. The transcript has 5 exons.